AUGGGUCCCAUACGAAACACUCUUAAAAACAAUCAUUUUAUAUUAUCCAUCAAUAUCAACAGUUCCGAAAGAGAUAACCAUGAUGUCUAUCCUACAAUCGAUAAACAAUAUUCAACGGAUAAAACUCAACGAACACCAAGUAAAAUUAAUAAUAAUAUUCCUACUAAAACUGAUGAAGACAAUUCUGAGCAUGAUGAUUGUUUUGUAAAAUAUGAUUUUGUUUCAUCAUCUGAAGAAAAAAAUAAACGAAUAAAUAAACGAAAUCAAAAAGAAGAAACAUCUAAAACACAAACAGAAGAAGAAAUUGAAAAUGAUCAAGAUCAACCAGUAUAUUCAGUUGAAGAAAUCAAUGCUAUAACAACACUUAUUCUCUAUGAUACUUUUUCAAAAAAACAUAGCUUAAAAUUUAAUCCAAAAUAUCACAAUACAUCUCCAAAUUAUUUUUUUGAUAUUAUCGAUCGAUUUGAUGCUAUUUAUUCAUGUCUAAAUGAUAAAAAUUUAUUAAUACAAAAUCAAAAUUUAAAAAAAUCUAAUCUUCUACAAAAUUAUUUAAGUGAUCGUUUUGUUACUCUACCAAAUAUAAAUGAAUUAAAAAAUUUUCAACAAAAUGAACAAAUACGUGUUUAUAAAGAAAAACAAACAGUUCUUAAUCGAGUACCAUUUAUUCCAAAUAUUUUAUCCUAUCAACGAACAUGUCCUUAUUAUAAUCUUAAUCAAUGGAAAAAAAUUCGAGAUCAACUUAGUUAG
Molecule: messenger RNA, 747 nt
Organism: Rotaria sp. Silwood2
Lineage: Eukaryota; Metazoa; Rotifera; Eurotatoria; Philodinida; Philodinidae
Source: the annotation of a GenBank genome assembly